CGUCGUACCUCCACCAGUGCAGUCGACGAGAUCCAAAGCUUCAGGCCUGCUAUGUCGAAGCCAUCAUGCACAUCAGGCCGUGGCUGGCGCAAGGCAUCCCCGAGGUGGACGUGCCGUCCACGGAGCCGUUCCGCCUGGCCGAGCUGUCCCUGUCGCUGACCGAGGGACGCGGCGGGUACCGCAUCUCCCUCAAGGACAUCGACGUCACGGGCGUGAGCAACUUCACCGUGCGCGACCUCACGGUGGGCGAGGCGGGCGCCUUCUCCCUUGACGUGGACAUCCCCCUGCUCUCCCUCGUGGCCGACUACUCCAGCUCGGGCGUGCUCAUCAUGAUCCCCGCCUCCGGCCGUGGCACGCUGCACGGCGAGCUGGGCCGCGUGCGCACGCAGCUCCGGGGCGCGCUGUCGGUGCGCGGGGCGGACCGGGCAGACCGAGCUGGCAGGCAGCACGUGCACGUGGACCGCCUGCUGGUGGACCUCAAGGUGGGCGACGUGAGCAUGCGCAUCGACCGGGCGCCGGGGGAGAACUUCAUCAUCGCCCAAGCCACCAACAUGCUGCUCCGCACCAGUGGGCACCUCGUCCUCGACGCCAUGAUGCCCGAACUCCGCCUCAAGUUGGCCGACGUGUUUCUCGGCAUCGCCAACAACAUUUUCGCCAAGGUGUCCGUCGACCAGCUGCUGCGUGAUUGAUUGAUGUGCUGUCAGGAAGUGCAUGGUUCUUAUUUAAUGUAUGAACUCUCUUCACAAUAUAUGUACCUCCUGGGCCUUUCUUUUAUAUUUGGAAUCGUGUAUGUUUUUAACUUUUUGUGGUAUCAUUGACGAAGUUGCACUCACAUGAAAUGGUGGUGUAAGUUAUCUAUCUAAUCAACUACUCUUUGGCCUCGUGAAUAGUCUUCGCAUAAAUGAAGGUUUGAUAAUGAAUUUUGUAAUUUUGGGUCAUGUUUUCUUGGCUAAUAAAGAAGAUCCUUUAAGUAUAUUAAUAA
Messenger RNA from Thrips palmi, 982 nucleotides. RefSeq lists its product as uncharacterized. The record is from RefSeq and is a predicted model, not a curated record. Lineage: Eukaryota; Metazoa; Arthropoda; Insecta; Thysanoptera; Thripidae.